AGUCCACAGGAGGGUUCACUGGUUUCUGCUCCAGUCAGACAGAACAGGAGUAGUUUCAGUCCAGACAGAGAACAGGAGUCGUUUCAGAACAGACUGAGAAUUGAAAGGGUUUCAGACCAGACUGGUGUUGAGUGAGAGGUGGAUAAAGGAAGGGGCUGUAUCUAAACCCUGGGGAACAAGGGUUAAAGACAUGCCAUCAGGGCGGUUGAUCAAGCUGGUGGUGUAUGAGGUGUUACAGGUCGCUUGUCUCAGUGUUCCAAUGUUCGUGGUGAUGGAGAGGUUUGCUUCCCUGAUGCUCCAUGUCAGAGGAGAUCUGACUGCCUAUUGGUUGGUGGUAGCAGCUUCCAUAGCCUACGUUACCUCUGUAUCUCUGCUGGUCUGGGUUCCACUCCGGUACUGUGUCCUCAAGCAGCACACGGUCAUCACAGACAUCACGCAGUGGAGACCAACAACAUUGGCCUAUGUGAUUCUGUGCACAUUACCAUGCUUCUCUAUUCUGAUCGCCGGUUCCAAGGUGCAGGUGGAUAAGGGACCCCAGUACAGACAGGACCACUUCUCUGAGCUGCCCGUCUCUCUUGUGCUCUUCUCUCUCAUCUGUGUGGAUAUCAUCGAGAGGAUCCGGCCGUGCUGCCUCACUGGGCAAGCAGACCGUAUGGAAAUGGAUCUGGACAUGCCGGGUCCUGUUCUGACCCACCUGGAGCAGGUGAACAGCGUGUCGGGCCAACUGUACUAUGAGAGGGGGCAGAACGGGGUGUUGGGGAACGGUUCUGCUACAGGGAGGUGGAGAGACUCACGACCAACCAGCGGGGCCUACCUGUACUCCUCGUCACACUCCCACUCUGGCCCGCUCCGUGUCCUGUGGUCCCAGGAUAUGAGGUCAGAGGUGAUUGUUCACAGCUUCCUGUUCUGGAUGGAUGUGGUGGAGCUGGUGCGCGUGGCGGGGAUUCCAGAUGUGUUUUACUCUGGCUGGGUGUUUGCUGUCUACAUCCUGGUAUUUCUGUCCUGUCUCCGUCUGGCAGUGACGCCUCACAGCGCUCUACUGCCAUCAGCUGGCUUUUUCCUGCAGGACCUGCCUUUCCUGCUGCUGCGCCUCGGUCUGAUCUCUGUCCAUGGCAACAUCACACCCCUGCUUUACCCAAUGAAGAACCUGUUGGUCUGCCUUACAUUCACCUACUUCAACUUCCUGACCAAGCUCCGCCUCUUCCGCAGAGAUAGCAUGUUCUAGUCUUGCCCACCAGACACUCUCUCUCUGUCGAGACGUCUGGUUGCACAGCGCCUCAGAACUGGACUUGACGGGGAGUCUAUGGCAGGAGCAGUGAAAAGAAGUGUAAAGUACAUUUUAUCUGUACUUUUUUUUACUAUUUAUGUUUUUGACAACUUUUACUCCACUACAUUCCUAAAGAAAAUAAUGUACUUUUUACUCCUUACAUUUUCCCUGACACCCAAAAGUACACAUCACAUUUUGAAUGCUGCACUGGAUAAUUGUCUAAUUCACACACUUAUCAAGAUAACAUCCCUAGUCAUCCCUACUGCCUCUGAUCUGGCAGACUCACUAAACACAUGCUUAGGUUGCAAAUUAUAUCUGAGUGUUGAACUGUGCACCUGGCUAUCUGUAAAUUUAAAACACAAGAAAAUCGUGUUGUCUGGUUUGCUUAAUAUAAGGAAUUUUCUAUUUAUUAUUUUACUUUUGAUACUUAAGUACAUUUAAAACCAAAUACUUUUAGACUUUUACUCAAGUAGUAUUUUACUGGUUACCUUUCACUUUUACUUGAGCCAUUUUCUAUUAAGGUAUCUUUACUUUUGCUCAAGGAUGAAAAUUGGGUACUUAUUCCACCACUGGUAAACAGUCCGUUUUAAUUGGCUGAUCGCUCAGUCUAUCACCAUCUAGCAGAACCCUUAGAACCUCCCCCCUCCAUUGUUUAGUUUAAUGUGCCAAGCAGAGCAAGUGAUUUAAACAACGAAGUGAGUUAGGACAAUCUGAAAGUAUGCAUCUUAGAUUUUUUUUCACUUAUAAACUGACUUGGCUUUGCUAUACCGCAGCCGAAGCCUGCCAGCAGCCUAACUACCAAAGGUUGCACAGUGUCCAUAACAAUGAAGGAAGCGCAUCUCAAACAUCUCUAUCCCAAACCUUUCAAUAGUUAUCUAUAUUACCAGAGUUUUGUCUUAUUCCAUUUAUCUAUAUGAAAAUGCUAAAACUUUAGAUAACAAUAGAUGGCGAAGUCAAAGAUACUGGUUUCCAUUUGUUGCAAAGUUUUCCCUAAAUGCUUAUGACAUAUCCAGAACCAGCCAGCUGGCUGAUCUUUUGAAUACAGUAAAAAACAAACAGCAACAUCAACACAUUAUCAACACACUACACUGACAGCUGUCAGUACCUUAUUUGUUGAUGUUUCUCUACGUGACGAUGUUCCUUCCCUCAUUUCCUUCCUUCCCUCAUUUCCUCCCUGAUUCUUUGGAGGUGGAACCUUGUCAUUUCCAAUGUAUAUAAGCCAUGAAUAAAAGCUUG
Molecule: messenger RNA, 2503 nt
Organism: Oncorhynchus keta (chum salmon)
Lineage: Eukaryota; Metazoa; Chordata; Actinopteri; Salmoniformes; Salmonidae
Product: transmembrane protein 236-like
Exons: 4
Coding region: 191-1225 (344 amino acids)
Source: RefSeq, a predicted model, not a curated record